AUGAAAAAUCGGAAACUUGUCAACAUCCAAAAAAUUCGCGUGGACGGGAGAAAUAAGAUAUCGAAUCAGGGCAUUGUCGCUUUGUCCACAGUCCUGUCGGAUCCCACAUGCGUACCGAAACUUGGCACGCUGGAUUUAGGUGAAGACAAAACCCUUGAUUUGAUAGGAGCGAAAGCUCUUAGGGACGCAUACAGACAGAAUCCAAAUUUGACGGUGUUUGUGAAUGUAUCUUGGCACGACGAAUCCUUAAAAAUACAAAUGGAGGAGCAGAGACUGCACAACAUGCGCGGAGAGGAGUUAAAACUGGAGGACGAGGAGCAAGUAGUUCCGCGCAUGGCCAAAGUAUUCUUAUGUGGAUAUGAGAAGGUGGGAAAAACCACACUGAGGAGAUCGAUGGAGAGAAACCUUCUGAAGUCCUUCAUCACGUGGGAACGCAGGCCUAAGUUUCAUGAGGAGCCGCGCACCCGAGGAAUAGAGUUGUCUGAGGCUUCUGGUGAAGCUGGAACCGCGGAAGAAGAGCUGACACUUAUUCUGUGGGAGUUAGCUGGCCAGCAAGAGUUCCAUGUGAUGCACGGGGCCUUACUCUCAGACCUCGGACUGGCAUCCGGCAAGGCUACAACUUUCGUGCUGGUCUUUCGUGCUGAUUUAGUAAAGCUGCCAGAAGCUGCAAAGAGUGAACGUGAGCUGCGCUACUGGCUCAGAUUCAUCGCGGCCGGGUCUGCGAAGGGGAUCAAGCGCCACUUGGUCUUAGCUCUGAACUGCAUAAAUUCUCGAAUCCAUGGCGGUGUUGAAGCUGAAGAUUUCAACCGUCAGAAGACUUUCUGGGGCAGUCUUCUGAAAGAUGUAGGCAAAGCGUUCUCUGAUUCGCUCGACAUCCACUCGGAGCCUAUUGUAGUCGAUGCAAGAUCGAGAAGGUCUGUCCAGAAGCUGAAGCAGCACCUGCUUUCCAAAGUCGAAAAUGCUCUCAAAGAUGUCAAGAUACCCAAAGUAUGCUUGGAAAUUCAUGAGUUUCUGCUCGACUGGAAGAGUAAGCAUAGCAACUUCCCUGUCCUCAACUGGACAUUGUUCAGCCAGAUGAUGGAGAAACGAGGUAUCAAAGCCGACAAAUUAGACGCGGCCACUGCUCACUUGCAAGAGUCAGGGUGCAUCAUCUACUACAGGAAUUCUCCGGUUGGGAAGGAGACCGAUAGAUUUGUCGUCGCAGAUCCGGAAUGGUUCGCCAAUAAAGUCAUCGGCGAAAUCCUCCUACCUGAGCAAAUGCUAGCAGCUAAGCAGUCGUCCCUAUCCCAAAUCGUGGGACGCGACGGAUCUCUCAAACGCUCUAUUCUCAACAGCCACUUCCAAGCAAAAACCGAUGAUCUAAUUGGCAUGCUCGCCAAGCUGGGGUUGUGCUACUAUGUGGGAGAGGAGAGAUUUUUGAUGCUGGGGUCGUGCCUCGAUGGGGAAAGAGUUUUCAUCCCGGCUCUGAUCCGAGAGGACAAUCUGAGCAAGUGGGAGAGGGAGGGAGUGCAGUGGGUCAUGGGGCGAUCUCUCCAGCCCAGAGAGGAGGACAAGGGCUUCAUUCCCUUGUUCGUGUUCAGGAAGCUGCAAGUCCUUCUGGCUCAGGACAAGAAAUUCGGGCUCCAAUUUCACAGCGACUACUGCGCCGGCAAGACGUUCUCGUUCUUCAAGGUCGGAUCUCAGAUGGUUCUCGUGCAGUUCGAUGUCGAUGAAUCCGACCCAGGGGACGAUCGGAUCGAUGUGUUCGUCAAGCGCAUGGUCAAGCAGGUCGAUUUCGUCAAUGGGGUCGAAGUCGAGGACCACUCGUACCACACGGACCUCGAUCUUGUUAUCGAGAUUAUGAACCUGGUCGAGGGCCUGUGCGUCCAGACCUGCCCCAGCGUGGAACUGGAACGGAAGGCCAUCGGGCCCUGGCGUGCCGACCGUGAAACAGUCCCCAUGGCCUACAGGAAGCUGAUCCCUGUGGACGAGCUGAAGAUGCACGUUCGCAAGCAUGGGCUGCACAGUUCCACCACCAUGACGGUCGAAACAGUUGGAUUGCAGAGUGGUCAGCUAUUGUCCGCGUCCGAGCUCGAGGCCAUCCACUCCAGUGUGAAGGAGAGCAUUCUGAUUGCCCAGUCCGACAUCAAGAAAUUCGAUCUGCUGCCCCCGAGCUCGCUGCCGGUGGCAGAUGAGACGGAAGAGGCCCUCAAGCAGGACGAGACUCAGGGCGAUACGGAAAAAAUCAUUUUCGUGAUUCGGGAGGAGGGCCACCGAAUGAGAGAGCACAUCGACCGAAAAUGUGAGGAGCUGCAGAAGAAGUUCGACAAGGCGUUCGAGUGCCAGAAGAAGCUUCUGAACCAGAUCCUGGCUUUGAAUCGCUACUCCAUCGAGGAGAAAGAGAACUGUUAUCCUAGGUACAUCUUCCUCGCCAAGGAAGACGAUUCCCGCUUCUACCUCUCGGCCCGACAGGCAUUUCACGAACGCUUCCGAAUGCAUCUGCUCUGCGAGUGCGACUACAGUGACGGAGUUCCUCACCAUGUCGAGAAGCAAGAAGGUCUCCAGAUUAAGAACAUGAGAGAAUGGCUGCGUAAAGUUGAACCAUGCCUCUCUUGGACCUUAAAAGUGACCCUCAUCACGGCUAAAAUCGUCGGUAAUAUUGUCAGUCCAGGACUCGGUUUGCUCCUUCCCAAGUGGGAAGGUGGUGACACCUCGAAAAUGGCAGAUGGGGUCGAGUGGGUGGCCAAGGGAGCGCAGGACUCUACAUCGCAGUCAUUUGCCGAGGGAGCGCAGGAAACUUUAUCGCAAGUCAGUCUUGACAGUCUUGGUCCCAGGGAAUCUGUGAAAGAACUUUCAGCAACGCUGGUGAUGGACAGUAUAAGAGAAUUGGGAUCCGCUGUGUUCUAUGAGAAAAUAAAAUUGAGACGUGUAGAGUUGUCAUCAUCGAAGGAAUCAGAUCCGUAUUCUAAAACUGUCGUGUGGAUGUGCGAUGAAUGCUUUAACUGUUACCAACCUACUGGUCGCGUCAGAGACAUCACAAAUUACUUUGAAAGGGUAAAGCCGUCUGCUUCUGUCUGGCUUUAG
Messenger RNA from Marchantia polymorpha subsp. ruderalis, 3063 nucleotides. The record is from the annotation of a GenBank genome assembly. NCBI's taxonomy places the organism in Eukaryota, Viridiplantae, Streptophyta, Marchantiopsida, Marchantiales, Marchantiaceae.